CUGUCCGGUCUGAAACAUUCUUACGGCUUGUCUGUCAGAGAAAACCCUUCGACUGUCUUCCAUAUCUGUUCUGUUCUGUGGAAGACUGACUUGAUCGACGCCUUCCCUCCAUAUAAGAUGUAUAUGUGCUCCUUAGUUCCCCGUCUCUCCAGUUGAAAUUCUCCCGUUUAUCAGCGUCGAGAUCUUGCUUACCUCCUGACAUCUGCUGCUGCUGCUACUAUUGCUUCGCUGUUUGACUUCCAAUAUACCCCGUUCAGUCGCUGUGAUUCCGCCCCCUAUCCGGACGGCGUGGCUCUCUACAGCAUGGCGAGGUUCAACAUAGACAACUUAGUUCCCCCAGUACCCCCUGUUCCUCCGGUCCCUCCUCUUCAUCACCAGCCUGCCCAGGCAAGCGAGGCUCCUCGUAUGAUGCCCGUUAACCUACAAGGCCAAGUGAGCCCUGAAUACUUAGUCAACCCCAUGAGCCGGAUUCAUGUGCAGACCGAAAAGGCUUCCGGCGAAAACAUCCAACAGCCAGAAGACUUAGCUGCCAUGGGUGCCCUCGAUGCUGGUGCCCCUUUGUUCUACCUGGGGUACACCUUCUUCAAAGCCAACCCCACCCUCGGCAAGAAGAGCACCUGGAGCCAGGUCGAGAGGGCGAAAAUGCACCUGAGCCAGUCGAUCUUGACCAACAUGGUGGUUAACCGGAAAAAGAAGUUUCCCGUGGCUGAGCAAUACCAUUCUUUAUCCAAAGCGAAGCGUGCACAUGUCGACCAAUUGAUCCACGAGCUCAGAACCAGGGCGCCCCGAUUUGAAUGGACUUGUGUUUAUGUGAAGGAGGACGAGAAGCCAUUCAAGGGCAAGAACUCUCGACGCGGUGACUAUGAGACGGUCUCGCUCGAGGUUAUCAUCCUGAGGAAGGCCGCAAACCUAGUAUAUCCCAGAGUCUUGGUGGACGAGCCCGUGGAGAAAGUCAUCCCUACUCGAGAGACGUUCCAGCUUCCUACCAAUCAUGUCCAAUUCAACAUGGAACCCAAGAUCACUCAGCCUGUUCCGCCCACCGAGCCGCUUCCCAGACAACCGGGGCCUGCGGUCCAUCAAGGACCCGCGCCAACAAGCAUGCCGAAUAUUCAGCAGCCACAGCCAUCCAAGCCGAAUCAUCAGCCUCAACCCCCACCAACCUCACACCCUUUCCCGAUAGGGGUACAACGGCCUACACCUCCAGAACAAUGGGCAACUUGGGCACAGCAGGGAAUGUCGGCUGCCAUGCACACUCAGCAUCGUCCUUCAGUUGGAUUCCAUGACCCUGCGACCCCUAUCGCAAACCAUGGUCCCCAGCAUAAGAGCAUCCCACAAAUGUCGGCCAUGUGGAAUGAUCCCCGGGGCGGUCCCGUUGCACAGGGUAUGGCUCAUCGAGGUCCCAGCCUGCGUAUCUCGCCCAACCCAUUGCAAGAACCUCCUGAGAUGCAGGGGCUGGGUAAGACCAAGAUUCAUACCCCCACGCAUACGAAGCUCGACCAUACCAAAGCGGGAAUACCCUUUGCGGGGCCGGAGGUAGAGAUGGGGCUCGAUUCAAGCAGUGUGGGCGAUGGCGAGUCUGUAUUUGAGAUUGACGACGAUGGUUCAACGACUGAGGAGUCUGAUGAGGAGUCCGAAAUUGAUGAGAACCCUCAGCCGUGGCGGGGUAGUCUCUACCGUCGACAUUCAACCUCCGGAGCCAAACAAGGUUAUCGAACCCACUAUCGAAAGCAGCCUCAGAGAAGUAACUUGGCUCAGGGGACUGGUCGCAGUGGUUACCCUGCUGGUUCAGUCGAUGUAGUCCCCGCCAAGAGCAGUCCCACCGACCCGAGGGUCAUCCCCAGCCGCGAAGUGACACGGCCGGCCCGAGAUCGGCCUAAGAUAAUCCAGGCGCCUGCUCCUCCCGAGGCAGUGGACAUGGAGCAACUGCUGGAUGAGAGGAUUGGAAGAUACACUGGAGGACGCGUGCGAAACGACAUUCGAACGCGGAUGUUGGACGAUCGGGAAGCCCGACUGGAGCGUCGCGAGAGACUGUUAGAUCUCAAAGCGCGGGUGCUGGAGGAGGAACUGGACAGUGCGUGUUACAUACCCCGACGCCUGUCACUCCGGGACUCAGGGUCAUUUUAUCCUCGUCGAUAUCAUUCCUACCUUUGACGAUGUUUAUUUAUCAGGAUUGUCGGGGGGGAGGGGGGAGUUGUUUUGGUCCGGUUAUGUUCUCCGUUUAAUUUUCGGGCGUUUCCUCGGGUGAGUGAGGGAUGUGGGUAUACUCUAACGUCAUUGCAGCGGAGGUGUGCUUGGGAAGGGUGGGCAGACAGUGGUUUCAAUACCAAGAAUACCAAUUUGUUUAUUGAUGCAUGUCAAUUCAAUUGAUGCGUAUGCAUUGAGGGAUGUAGGAGAGGAGACAUGCAGGUCACGCGGGUCAUUGCCCCAAGCCA
Messenger RNA from Aspergillus homomorphus CBS 101889, 2432 nucleotides. RefSeq lists its product as uncharacterized. The coding region runs from base 304 to 2151 and encodes 615 amino acids. Lineage: Eukaryota; Fungi; Ascomycota; Eurotiomycetes; Eurotiales; Aspergillaceae. The record is from RefSeq and is a predicted model, not a curated record. The transcript has a single exon.